Oncorhynchus keta (chum salmon) is the source of this 1073-nucleotide messenger RNA. RefSeq names its product antimicrobial peptide NK-lysin-like. The transcript has 5 exons. The coding region runs from base 81 to 482 and encodes 133 amino acids. Gene Ontology annotation, biological process: defense response to bacterium. The record is from RefSeq and is a predicted model, not a curated record. Lineage: Eukaryota; Metazoa; Chordata; Actinopteri; Salmoniformes; Salmonidae.
AAGGGGCUUGUCUGAAUCAUAAGUCACUUUACCAAACCCCACCACAACUUUACUCUUCACAUCUCUUACCACCACAAAUCAUGAAGACAUCUCUGGUCCUCCUUACCCUCAGCCUACUGGCUUGUUCAGUUUUGGACGUCUGUGGACAAUGCCAAGAGGUUAACCUUGAUGACCAGGAAGUAGUAGAAGCACAGCCAGAAAAGCACAUGGUGCAACAGUUAAAGGGAACAUGCUGGGCGUGUAUGUGGGCACUGAACAAAGUGAAGAAACACAUCUCCUCUUCCUCUAGCGAGGUGCAGAUAAAGCAGAAGCUAUUGUCUGUUUGCGAUAAAUUGGGCCUCCUUAAAUCUCUGUGUAAAGGCAUGGUGAAAAAGCACUUGUGGGUGUUGGUUGAGGAGCUUAGCACCAGCGAUGACGUGAGGACCAUCUGCGUUAACAUUAAGGCCUGCAAACCAAAAUACAUUUUGGAUCUGAGCUACUGACCAAGCAGCCAGUAUCCAGAUUCCAAAGUGAGAAGAUGGAUGUUCAGGUGUCAAGACAAUGCUAUGCUGUGCUGCCAGCCUCUUGCCUUUGUUCAAAUUUGUCACGACACAAGAAUGAUAUGUUAUUGGAAUGAUUAUAUGUUCUGAAAUAAUGUUUUUGGGACAUUAUUAUAAUAGUGUAUAGUCAUUCUUAAAUUGCAGAACAUUUUUUAUCAUGUAAUUUUGGUUCACUUUUUGCUAUUUUAGUAUAAAAUAUUAUUCUCAGAAUUUUUUAUGUUUGUGUGAAUUUUUUGGCCAGCAAAAAAUUAACUUAAUUUAAUAUAGAGUACAACUGCUAACCUUCUUUAACACCAACUUCUUUAUCCAAAAGAAAAUCUGAACCCAUUUUUACUCAUCCGAAGUAAAAAAUUCAAUGAUAACACAAUGAUAAAACAUUUCAUGACAAUGUCUAAACUCAUGUUGACAUUUUUAUUUAGAAUCUCAGCUUUGUUUUGAUCGCUUAGUAGGAAAUUACAUCCAGCAAGGGCUGUCGUCUGCAAAAUGUAUAGAAAUAUGAAUUAUUAAGAUUGUGAUUAAAAGCUAUUUUCACAA